Molecule: messenger RNA, 564 nt
Organism: Rotaria sp. Silwood2
Lineage: Eukaryota; Metazoa; Rotifera; Eurotatoria; Philodinida; Philodinidae
Source: the annotation of a GenBank genome assembly
AUGUUGAUUAUUGAAACAGCGGUCGAUUUUAAAUCAAGAGAUGUUGAGAACAAUCGGGAUACACAUAAGAUACAAGAAGUAAACGCUGCUAAAGGAGCUAAAGGAGUUAAGGGAGCUAAAGGAGCUAAGGGAGCUAAAGGAGCUAAAGGAGUUAAAGGAGUUAAGGGAGCUAAGGGAGCUAAAGGAGCUAAGGAAGCUAAAGGAGCUAAGGUAGCUAAAGGAGUUAAGGUAGCUAAAGGAGCUAAGGGAGCUAAAGGAGUUAAGGGAGCUAAGGGAGCUAAAGGAACUAAGGAAGCUAAAGGAGUUAAGGGAGCUAAAGGAGCUAAAGGAGCUAAGGAAGCUAAGGGAGCUAAAGGAGUUAAAGGAGCUCAGGGAGCUAAGGGAGCUAAGGAAGCUAAAGAAGCUAAGGAAGCUAAGGAAGCUAAAGGAGCUAAGGGAGCUAAAGGAGCUAAGGGAGCUAAAGGAGCUAAGGGAGCUAAGGAAGCUAAGGAAGCUAAGGGAGCUAAUGGAGCUAAAGGAGUUAAAGGAGCUAAGGGAAUAGAAGGAGUAAAAGCUCACAUAUAA